Molecule: messenger RNA, 9267 nt
Organism: Cololabis saira (Pacific saury)
Lineage: Eukaryota; Metazoa; Chordata; Actinopteri; Beloniformes; Belonidae
Gene: nipbla
Product: NIPBL cohesin loading factor a
Exons: 49
Coding region: 517-8187 (2556 amino acids)
Biological process (GO): establishment of protein localization to chromatin; replication-born double-strand break repair via sister chromatid exchange; establishment of mitotic sister chromatid cohesion
Cellular component (GO): Scc2-Scc4 cohesin loading complex
Molecular function (GO): chromatin binding
Source: RefSeq, a predicted model, not a curated record
CACUUCCGGUCGGCAUUUUGUUCUCCGAGAGGAGCCCCUCUCGAUGAUCGCAACAAUCGUCAUAUUUCUCAUUUACUGUCGAAAUUGGCUCAAAACGUCGUCUAUGGCGACACGGACCGAGUGAAACCCCGAAGAACGAAUGUUCGCCCGCGAAUAUACGUCGGGAACUGGGCCCCUCGAGUGACGGAAGAAGAGCGAAACAGCCCGACCCGGAUUAUUGUUGAUAGCUACGGGGCUAGCUCGUCGCUAGCUGGCGAGCCAGUCGAGCUCCUUCUGGAGGAGCCGAGAGGGAAGAAAGGGGGAGCUAGAGACGCGGACACGGGCUCCAGCCAGCCCCCAGCGGCCCCGCACCGGAGGCAGAUUGAAGGUGUAGGACUUUAAUCUGAAAUGUCAGUGAGUCCACCAGAGACUGCACAGAAUUCUUCAAAAAGGUGCCAGGAGAUGUGAGGACGGGUGUCGUCCAUCGGCCCCCUAAUCUACCUGUGUAUCAACACACUCCCCACCCUCACCUUCAGCAUGAAUGGGGAUAUGCCUCAUGUUCCCAUCACCACUCUUGCUGGGAUCGCUAGCCUCACAGACUUGUUGAACCAGCUGCCCCUCCCUUCCCCUCUACCUGCUACCACCACUAAGAGCCUCUUAUUUAAUGGGAGGAUUGCAGAGGAAGUCACCUGCUUACUGGGCUGUCGAGAUGAGAAUCUGGCCUCCCAGCUAGCUCAUGGCCUCAACCAGGUGUCCACAGAGCACAUAGAGCUGAAGGACAACCUGGGUAGCGAUGAGCCAGAGGGAGAUGCACCACUGUUGCUGCAGACAAUGCUGGCCAGGAACCCUGGCAUCUUCAGGGAGAAAAGUAUGAAUACAGAUGUUAUGCAGCAGCCAAUGGUACCACCAUUCAAGAUUACCCAAAACUCCAUGCAUAGCCCUGCCCAGUCUGCAAACUUCCAGCCAGCUGCAAUUUCCCAGCCAGCUGCAAUUUCCCCCAAUCCAUCAAGCAGGUUUGUCACCCCGCAAACCGGUUCUAUUAGUUGUUAUAUGGGCCAACAGAACAGUCCAGUACCCAGCCCCUACACUCCUCAGAGCCCUGCGCCAGGUUACAUACAGCAGUAUCCCCACCAACAACCUCCCAGCUACAACCAACACCAACAGAUUCAACAAGUGUCUGUGGCAAGCCCAUUGGUGCCUGGUGGGAUAAGAAAUAUCCAUGAGGGCAAAGUCUCGGGGCAGAUGGCUAACGCUCCCAACCACCACUCAGACAGACAUGGUACUGAAGACUACCUGAAUAUUGUGCAACGACUGGGUAAUGAGGAGGGUGACUCCACCAUGAGGAAUACUUCUUUUCCUCUGAGGUCUCCGCAGUCAGGCUGCUCUCCAGCUUCAAGUGACGGAACACCCAAACCGGGUUCUCGGCCACCACUGAUUCUACAGUCACCUCCUCCUUAUACACCUUCACCAAGGGAUGGAGGACCUGACCAGAAGCAGCAGUUCCAACAAAGGAAGAAAACCCCGACAGUAAAAGAAGAAAAAGAUUCGUAUGACAUUGUUACAUCUCCAAACAAAGACUCUACAAAACUCACCCUUAAGCUGUCCAGGGUCAAGUCAAAUGAAUCUGAUCCUUCAGGCGAUGUUGUGCCUGGUAUGGAUCAGAGCUCGGACAAUAUUGAAGCAGACUUGGGCUUUCAACACGUUCCUGUUCUCCAGCCAACCCGGCUUCAACAGCAGCAGGUCUCCCAGCUGGCAAGUGGUGCUAGUGGUCUUCAGCAUCCCAGUCCCCCUAAUGAUGAUGUUGACCUUGAUGCCCUUGCUGAAAUUGAAAGGAUAGAAUCUGCUAGUGAGAAAUGUUCCAAGGAAGUGCAAGAUAAAGACAAGCCACUGAAGAAGAGAAAACAGGACUCUUUUCCGCUGGAGCCAGGAGCAGGGGGACCCGGUGGCCCUACAGGUGCUCCAGGCAGUGGAUCAACAGGAGGGGGCAAUGCUGGAAAAUUGACUCCACAAGAGGCCACCGCAGCUGGAAAUGGUGCCAGCCGCCCUCCCCUCAUGGUGAGCAUCGACCUCCAGCAAGCAGGCCGAGCUGAUGGCCAGCUCGACCCCUGUUUGGCUGCCCCUGUUCCUGCACUUGAGGCCCAACGCUGGCCUGAAGAACCAGCUGGUGGGCCGGCUGCAGUGGAGGGUUCUGACACAGCUUUGCGGCUGAAACCAGACGGACGACCAGAAGUCAUCAAGAACAGGGUUGAUAAACAUGACAACAGAAGAGAGGGUCGGGAGUCAUCAAAGCACCGUCAUGAUGAGAAGUCCUCAGACAGACGAGGAGAGAUGGCCAAGUCAUCAAAUCGAGGGGAGCAUGGACGAGACAGGGACCGCGAAUCUGACAGGGAUAGAAGGCAUCGGAAUGAGACUAGCAGUCGAGACAGACCAGACUCUCGCUCCCGAAGUGAUCGAGAUAGGUCUGGCUUCCAGGCCUCUUCCGCAGGAGAGCCUGGUCGGAGUGGCAGUAGGCAAGAUGGUUCCAAACCGGCGUCAUCUGCUGCUGGUCCUAAAAUUCCAGAUUCUUUUCCCGCUCAGCUCCUGGGAGGGCAUAGUGGAGCACUGAAGAACUUCCAGAUCCCUAAGAUAAAUCGGGAUAAGGAUGGCAGUGGUUCAGUUGAAGGUCAACUUUGGGGCCAACCUAAGGUUAAACUAGAAAGGCUGGGUUUGGUUAAGGAUUUUGAAAAGCGACCCAAACCUGUUGUGGUUUUAAAAAAGCUGUCAGUUGACCAGAUUCAGAGAAUCAUUCGACACAGCAAGUCUGGAAAGAACAGGUUCUCAUCAGGAAGAUCUGGAAAAAGUGGUAUGGACCCAGCAGUUCUGAAGGAGCUUCCCCCUGAGUUGCUGGCAGAGAUCGAAUCUACCAUGCCCUUGUGUGAAAGAGUAAAGAUGAACAAAAGGAAACGAAGCACUGUAAAUGAGAAGCCAAAAUAUGCUGAGGUCAGCUCAGAUGACGACUUUGAUGCAAACGGAGAAUCUGCAAGAAAAAGGCAUCGCAGAGACAAAGACAGAAGCUGGGAGUUUGAUGAAAGGGAGAGACGGGGUUCAGGGGAUCACCGGAAAAGUGGGAACCGAGACAGUCGACGAGGUUCAGGAAGCCGCUACCGUGACUCUUCCGAAGAAGAUUCACCACCACCUAGCAUGAGUGAAAUUGCAAGAAAACUGAAGAUGAAGGAGAAGCAGAAGAAACGGAAAGCUUAUGAACCCAAACUGACGCAAGAAGAGCUUAUGGACUCAUCUACAUUCAAGAGGUUCUUGAACAGCAUUGACAACAUACUAGAAAAUCUUGAGGAUGUGGAUUUCACUACCAUGGCAGAUGAUGAUGAAAUGCCUCAGGAACUAUUGCUUGGCAAACACCAGUUGAAUGAGCUGGGUAGUGAAUCUGCCAAAAUUAAGGCCAUGGGCAUCUCCAGCAGGAUCCCAUCAGACAAGUUGGUAAAGCUCCUGAACAUAUUGGAAAAGAAUAUCCAGGAUGGUUCCAAGCUCACCACCAUGAUGAACCAUGACCAUGAUGCUGAAGAUGAGGAACGACUUUGGAGAGACUUGAUAAUGGAGCGAGUCACAAAGUCUGCAGACGCCUGUCUGACAGCUCUUAACAUAAUGACCUCAUCGCAUAUGCCAAAGGCUGUCUACAUAGAAGAUGUCAUCGAGCGAGUUCUACAAUACACCAAGUUCCAUCUUCAGAACACACUGUAUCCACAGUAUGAUCCAGUCUACAGGGUGGACCCACAUGGAGGUGGCAUGUUGAGCUCCAAGGCAAAGCGUGCAAAAUGCUCAACACACAAGCAACGUGUCAUUGUGAUGUUGUACAACAAAGUUUGUGACAUUGUCAGCAACAUUUCUGAGCUCCUAGAGAUCCAAUUACUUACAGACACCACCAUUCUCCAGGUUUCUUCCAUGGGAAUCACUCCAUUUUUUGUGGAGAAUGUCAGUGAGCUUCAGUUGUGUGCCAUUAAACUUGUCACAGCGGUAUUCUCCCGAUAUGAGAAGCACCGGCAGCUGAUCUUGGAGGAGAUCUUUACCUCUUUGGCCAGACUGCCCACCAGCAAACGCUCACUCAGGAAUUUCAGGCUGAACAGCUCGGACCAGGAUGGAGAGCCGAUGUACAUUCAAAUGGUAACUGCUCUGGUGCUUCAGCUGAUCCAGUGUGUCGUCCAUCUCCCCAGUGAUAAAGAUUUCUUUGACGAGUAUGAAUCCAAGGUGGAUCAAGAUGUGUUGAUAACCAACUCUUAUGAGACAGCAAUGAGAACAGCUCAAAACUUCCUUUCAGUCUUCCUCAAAAAGUGUGGCAGCAAACAGGGAGAAGAAGAUUAUCGGCCAUUGUUCGAGAACUUUGUGCAGGACUUGCUCUCAACAGUAAACAAACCAGAAUGGCCUGCUGCAGAGCUGUUGCUCAGUCUACUUGGUAGACUGCUGGUACAUCAGUUCAGUAAUAAACAGACAGAGAUGGCUCUGAGAGUGGCAUCUCUAGACUACCUGGGGACAGUGGCUGCCCGUUUAAGGAAGGAUUCAGUCACAAGUAAAAUGGACCAGAGAUCAAUUGAUCGUAUCCUUCAACAGUCUACAGGCAAUGAUGACACCCAGCAGCUGCAAAAAGCUUUACUGGACUAUCUGGAAGAAAAUGCUGAGACGGAUGCUUCUCUGGUGUUUGCUAGAAAGUUUUACGUUGCCCAGUGGUUCCGUGAUGCUACGACGGAGGCUGAAAAGUCUAUGCGGAGCCAGAAUCAGAAAGAUGAGGACUCAUCAGAUGGACCACAACAUGCAAAGGAGAUGGAAACAACUGGUGAAAUCAUGCAGCGUGCAGAGAAGCGCAAGAAGUUCUUGCGCAACAUCAUUAAGACAACACCGUCUCAUUUCACCACACUGAAAAUGAACUCUGACACUGUGGACUAUGAUGACUCCUGUCUCAUCGUGCGUUAUUUGGCCUCCAUGAGGCCGUUUUCCCAGAGCUUUGAUAUUUAUUUAACACAGAUAUUACGAGUUCUUGGGGAAAGUGCCAUCGCUGUGAGGACAAAAGCCAUGAAAUGUCUGUCAGAGGUUGUGGCUGUGGAUCCCAGCAUUCUGGCAAGGUCGGACAUGCAGCGUGGUGUCCAUGGUCGGUUAAUGGACAACUCCACCAGUGUGAGAGAGGCAGCUGUAGAACUAUUGGGCAAAUUUGUGCUCAGCAGACCACAACUCACUGAGCAGUACUAUGACAUGCUCAUAGAAAGGAUACUGGACACUGGGAUCAGUGUCAGAAAGCGCGUCAUUAAGAUCCUCAGAGACAUCUGUCUGGAGCAACCAACCUUCAGUAAGAUCACUGAGAUGUGUGUGAAGAUGAUUCGGAGGGUUAAUGACGAAGAAGGUAUCAAGAAACUGGUGAAUGAGACAUUCCAGAAGUUGUGGUUCACUCCAACUCCAGCGCAUGACAAAGAGACCAUGACCAGAAAGAUUCUCAACAUCACAGAUGUGGUUGCAGCAUGUCGAGACACUGGCUAUGACUGGUUUGAACAACUUCUUCAAAAUCUUCUCAAAUCUGAAGAGGAUGCAUCGUAUAAGCCAGCCAAAAAGGCCUGUGUUCAGCUAGUGGACAAUCUGGUUGAGCACAUCCUCAAAUACGAAGAGUCCCUUUCAGAAAACAAAGGGGUCAACUCAACACGGCUAGUGGCGUGUAUCACCACCUUGUACUUGUUCAGCAAGAUCAGAGCCCAGCUGAUGGUCAAACAUGCCAUGACUAUGCAACCCUACCUAACUACAAAGUGUAACACUGCCAAUGACUUCAUGGUUAUCUGUAAUGUGGCAAAGAUCUUGGAGCUUGUGGUGCCGCUAAUGGAGCACCCCAGUGAAACCUUCCUCGCCACAAUAGAGGAAGACCUCAUGAAGCUCAUCAUCAAAUACGGCAUGACGGUUGUCCAGCACUGUGUGAGCUGUCUUGGAGCUGUUGUAAACAAAGUCACACACAAUUACAAGUUUGUGUGGGCUUGUUUCAACAAAUUCUAUGGUGCACUUAACAAGCUCAAGAUUCAGCAUCAGGAGGAUCCUAACAGCACAACGUUGGUAGCAAACAAACCCUUUCUGCUGCGUUCACUCUUCACCGUGGGUGCCCUAGCCCGCCACUUUGAUUUUGAUCUGGAAGAGUUUAAGGGCACCAACAAGGUUGUUAUCAAGGAGAAAGUUCUUGAACUGCUGCUAUACUUUACUAAACAUGAGGAUGAGGAGGUCAAAACCAAAGCAAUCAUUGGCUUAGGUUUCCUUGUGAUCAUGCAUCCCAGCCAGAUGUUUGUACCUGAUGUGAAGAACUUGUACAAUGGCAUUCUGGCUGACAGGUCCUCCUCAAUCAACCUCAAAAUCCAGAUCCUCAAAAACCUGCAGACAUACCUUCAAGAAGAAGACACACGAAUGCAGGAAGCAGACCGAGAAUGGAAGAAACUGUCCAAGCAGGAGGAUCUGAAGGAGAUGGGAGACAUUUCUUCAGGGAUGAGCAGCUCCAUUAUGCAGCUUUAUCUAAAACAGGUGUUGGAGGCGUUCUUCCACUCCCAGUCCAGCGUACGGCACUUCGCUCUCAACGUUAUCGCUCUCACACUUAACCAGGGUCUCAUCCAUCCUGUACAGUGUGUACCCUACCUCAUUGCCAUGGGAACAGACCCAGAGCCCAGCAUGAGGAACAAAGCUGACACGCAGCUGGUGGAGAUUGACAAAAAGUACACCGGAUUCAUUCAUAUGAAGGCAGUUGCUGGGAUGAAGAUGUCAUACAGUUUGCAGCAGGCCAUCCAUUCAUCUCGCAAAACCAUAAUAAGAGGCUUCAGACAUGACGAGACGCACUCAGCUCUCUGUGCCCAUCUAUACUCUAUGAUCCGGUCAAACAGGCAGCACCGGAGGGCGUUUCUCAUCUCUCUGCUGAACCUCUUUGAUGACAGUGCUAAAACCGAAGUAAACAUGCUGCUAUUUAUCGCAGACGACUUGGCUUGCUUUCCAUACCAGAGCCAAGAAGAGCCUCUGUUCAUCAUGCACCACAUAGACAUCACGCUGUCUGUUUCAGGCAGCAACCUUUUGCAAACCUUUAAAGAGCUUCUUCUGAAGGAGCCAAAGCGUAAGGAGAAGAAGUCAAAAAAGGACUGGGGACAUGCAUCUGAUGGGGAGGACAAAGUGGAAAAAAUGAACUGCGAUUUUCCCAGAAGUGAUGAGGGAGAAAACGGCAGCAGCGAAGACGAACAAAACGAUGACGGCGGUGUGGUGAGGCGGCCAAAGAAGACCAGAAGACGUGCUGCAAACUCUGAAAGCUCAGAAUCUGAAUCUGAUUUUGAAGAUUUGGAUGUGGAGGACGUGGACAAAGUCAUGUCGCUCCUCCCUGAUAAUCCCACUGGUCUCAUGGACUUCGCCAAUGCUGUUCAGGGCAUCCUGCUCUUGCUGGUGCUGAAACAGCACCUGAAGAAUCUAUAUGGAUUCUCUGACAGUAAAAUUCAGAAGUAUUCACCAACCGAGUCAGCCAAGGUGUACGAUAAGGCAGUGAACAGAAAAAACAAUGUUCACUUCAACCCUCGACAAACUAUGGAUUUCAUCUCCAACAACAUUGCUCGUGCCACACUGACAGAGGAUGUAAAAAGACGGAUAGUUAAACAGUACCUCGAUUUCAAGGUUCUGAUGGAACAUCUGGAUCCAGAUGAGGAGGAUGAGGAAGGAGAAGCAUCUGCCAGUGCAAACAUCAGAAACAAAGCCAUAAACGCUCUACUGGGAAGCUCUGGCACCAUUUCAGGACCCAGUCCACGCAACCAGGCGGGGCCAGAGACAGAUGAUGACGAUAGUGAGACUGACGAUAGGACCCCAGGGUCUUCACGAAGGUCAAGGCGAGUGGGUGACCCAUCGGAUCCCGGCCGUAUGAGUGAGACAGUGGACGCAAUGGAUGUGAUCGCCCUCUGGUGCCCCAAAUACAAAGACCGACCGCAAAUAGCUCGAGUCACCCAGAAGACGUCAAGUGGAUUCAGCAUCCACUGGAUGGCAGGUUCUUACUCUGGACCCUGGGCAGAGGCCAAGAAACGUGAUGGCCGCAAAACGGUGCCUUGGGUGGACACUAUUAAAGAGUCGGACAUCAUUUGUAAGAAGAUUGCCUUGACCAGCAACCACAAACUGAGCAACAAAGUAGUACAGACUUUACGCUCGCUAUAUGCAGCACGGGAAGGAGGGGCCAGCUAAUGGCUCCUUUUAUUUUUAUUUUUAUGUUUUUUGUUUUGUUUUGUUUUGGAGGGGAGUGGGGGGUGGUCUCCUUAUUCCAUUUCUACUUUAUUGAAAUCCUCUUCCUUGCUCCUGCUUCUCCUCCUCAACCUGCCACCUCCAACAGCCAAACUUCACUGGAUUCCUACCAUGCCCUUCUCCUUCCUCAUUUUUGUAAGAGAACAUAAAAGGGCAAGAAUAUUUGACACUACAUACUUUUACAUGGGUUAUUCUUGCAAAAAUGACACAAAACACAAGACUUAUAUUAGAGGGACUUCUCAUGUUUUGUUCGUGUACAUGUUAAGAGGAUUGAAUCCUGAAGGCAUUAAAGGAAUAAUUCACCCAAAUUAUCCCUUAAAAGGCUAUCAGUUAAGAAAUCUGGAGGAAAUGUUUUGUCAACAUUGUUGUGGGAGCUCCUUCGCUGUUGUGCAGCAGAUUCUAGUCGCUCAUUUUUACUCCCACUGUAUAAUAGUUUAACACAACAAAAAAACUAAAAUGUUUAUAUCUCUGAAUACAAAAAAGCUGUAAAAAAAAAAAAAAAAGAAUAAAACCUUAAGUGAAUGUUGGAAAUUAGUCUUUUUGAUGUUCUUAUUAAAGUGUUUUUGGAGUUUAUUAUACUACUUGCACCCUGAUGGUUUUUCCUUUUAGCUUUUAGAUAUUUGAAAAAAAGGAAGAAAAAUUAAAAAAAAAUAAUAAUAAAAAAUAAAUUUUUAUUUUUGUUCACGUUUAUUUGUCCAUGCUGUACAAUGGCAGAGUCAUCUGAAUAUAAUUUAUUCUAUUUCAAACUACGCAUGCAGUAUAUGUGGCCUAUCGGAGGAGGAUAUUUUGUAAAUGUAGAUUUUGUUGUAUUAGGUCACCCUAGUAAUAAGCAGAAAAGGGAUUCAUACCCUUUUUGGUGGAACAAAUACUGCAAUAAAUUUUCUACUUCUCUUUGUCACUUGUGUGCUCACAGUGUUAAUCUGAAGCUCUCAUUUUACAAAUGCAAAAAGAGCCUUUGAUACCACAACAGAUGAUCAUGUGAAAGAUAUAGCCAACAAAUGAUAAACAUGAGUACAAAAAUGA